UGGGUGAUCAAGUGUGUGUUUUUUUUAGACUGAAAUGGGAAGAGCACCUUGCUGUGAGAAAGUGGGGUUGAAAAGGGGGAGAUGGACUGCAGAAGAAGAUGAGAUCUUGACCAAGUACAUUCAAGCUAAUGGGGAAGGUUCUUGGAGGUCUAUGCCCAAGAAUGCUGGGUUACUUAGGUGUGGGAAAAGCUGCAGACUGAGAUGGAUUAACUACUUGAGAUCUGACUUGAAGAGAGGCAACAUAUCUUCUGAAGAAGAAGAAAUCAUCACUAAAUUGCACUCUACUUUGGGCAAUAGGUUAGUGCAGCAUUCCCUCAUUAUCUUUCCAACAAAAAUUCUGUAGACAUAAUCUAUGAUGUGAAUUUUGAAAUUUUUUUAUUGAAAUUUGAGAUUAGAUAUUAUAGAAGUGAUGACUGUAAAUAUAUUAGAGACCUUAAAUAAUUUAUUAAAAAUCUUGCCAAAUAUAUAUAUGAUUGUGAAUUUUACAUGAGUAAAUAUGAUUAUGAUUAUGAGUUUUACAUGGGUGUGGACUCACAGAGUGGUUAAUGAACUUUUUUUUAUAAUAUUUUGUGUAUCCUAGCGUUGCUCCAAAAUUAUCUAUGCAGGAUUCCCCCAAUAUUUUUAUGACCGAAUCUUAACCGUAUGAUUUUGCCUCAAUAUUUUUAUGUUUUAAAACUGGCGUUACGCUAUAUUAUUGAAAUUACAUUAAUAACAGGUACACGAAUUUUAAG
Camellia sinensis is the source of this 731-nucleotide messenger RNA. The record is from RefSeq and is a predicted model, not a curated record. Lineage: Eukaryota; Viridiplantae; Streptophyta; Magnoliopsida; Ericales; Theaceae.